ACGAAAACGGAAAUUUUGUGCUGCUGAUAAAUGAUUAUAGUAACAGCAGAUAAACGCAACUAAUCAGCUACUGCAGUUAGUCAUCACAAAUCUUCAACGACAGUCUGCUCAGCAUCGCUGCGCAUCGGUAUUGCAAUCGUGCCAGUUGGUCCAAAACUACGUCAUCGCAUCACAUCGUCAUCAUUGUCAGCCAGAACGAUAUUUAUUUUUAAAGAAUUUCAACUACACACCAAAGAACUGCCAAGAUGGGUGAAAGUGUCGAUUCUAAAACGCGCCUCGAGGAAGGUAGAAAUAUACAUCCGGCGUUGAAAAAGCUUCUCGAAUGGGACGUCGUUGUAACGAAACAGUUUGUCAGCUUUAUGCUGAACUUUGUGCCACUACGCUCACUUCGCACGCACUGCAAGGUUCUGGAGUAUUCGUGCCAUGGGAUCGCUUGGCUGGCCGGAUGGUUGGCAUUCUGCUGGAUGAUCGAUAAGCCGGAAUGGUAUCAGAUGCAGGUGAACCUGUUCAUCGGGUUGCUGACGGACAUUAUAAUGGUGGCGGUGAUAAAGGCAGCAACACGCCGCCGUCGGCCAGCUAUAAACGAUGACCCGCUUUGCUUUGGUCCGGAUAAAUUUAGCUUCCCAUCGGGCCAUGUUUCUCGCGGUGUGUUCAUCACGACAUUUCUAAUCGUACUCGAUCCGGUAAUGAUUGUGCUGUGGCCUCCGCUGCUAGCAUGGACUGUGGCGCUGUGUAUUUCUCGGCUGAUUCUCUAUCGUCAUCACAUUUUGGACGUGAUCGGUGGCAUUCUCCUGGGGCUGUUCAACGCGUUACUGAUUUCGAUUCUUUGGUUUGACCAGGAGGGUAGCGUUUGGUUGAUCAACUGGAUCACAGACGAACGUGUGGCGGGUGCAGAAUAUGCUGUGUGAAAUGUUACUAUCAAUGUAAAAUCUAUUUAUGAA
Molecule: messenger RNA, 941 nt
Organism: Anopheles moucheti
Lineage: Eukaryota; Metazoa; Arthropoda; Insecta; Diptera; Culicidae
Product: polyisoprenoid diphosphate/phosphate phosphohydrolase PLPP6
Exons: 2
Coding region: 246-908 (220 amino acids)
Molecular function (GO): sphingosine-1-phosphate phosphatase activity
Source: RefSeq, a predicted model, not a curated record